UAGGUGGCUCCAGUCCGAGGCAGAGAGAGAAGAAAAAUCAAUAGAAAUUUUCGUUUUAGUGAUUUGCUCUGCAUUUGGCAAUAGUUUACAACAAAAAAGCAGCAAAUAUCAAAGUAAAUCGCCAACCAGGUGGAGUUACAUAAAGCCGAGUAAUCGCGACAAACAUUCCGCAGCCAACACCCAGAAAAAACGAAGCCGUGAGAGAGCCCAAGCCCGAAACGGAGCCAACUAAUACAAAAUUCCAGCACAACCAACGCCAGCCAGCCCAGCAACCAAAACCAAAAAUUUUUCACUGCGGGCCGCCUCUCAUCGGGAUCGUGUGUACGUAUUUAAGCAUAAAAAGUCUGGUCUGACGAAGAAUUUCUACAGAACGGCGGAACUACACUGAGCGAAAGAAGCGGCUAUUUUGUUUGCAAGCAAAUAAAGUGCCCCACUCCGUCGUCGUCGUUGUCGCUUUCGUUGUUGUUGCUGCUGUCGUCGAGUUCGAGCCGAUAAGAGCGUCUCGAGACUCGGCCGCCUCCCAGGCAGAAAUUUCUUGCGCCCCCCAGUUUGCAUAAAACCAGCGAAAAUUAACAAGCUAACUACAAUGGCGCCGGUGCGGGGGGAUGGCAUGAGAGGCCUGGCAGUGUUUAUAUCCGAUAUAAGAAACUGUAAAAGCAAAGAAGCGGAGGUCAAACGCAUAAACAAGGAGUUGGCCAACAUACGAAGCAAAUUUAAAGGAGACAAAACUCUGGAUGGCUACCAGAAGAAGAAAUAUGUCUGCAAGCUGCUAUUCAUCUUUCUGCUGGGCCAUGACAUUGACUUUGGCCACAUGGAGGCGGUCAAUCUGCUGUCCUCCAACAAAUACUCAGAGAAGCAGAUCGGAUAUUUAUUCAUUUCGGUGCUGGUGAACACAAACAGCGAUUUGAUCCGCCUCAUCAUUCAGUCGAUCAAGAAUGACUUGCAGUCGCGCAAUCCGGUGCACGUGAACCUGGCGCUGCAGUGCAUCGCCAACAUUGGUAGCCGGGACAUGGCCGAGUCCUUUUCGAAUGAAAUACCCAAGCUGCUCGUUUCCGGGGACACCAUGGACGUGGUGAAGCAGUCGGCCGCAUUGUGCCUGCUGCGGCUGUUCCGUUCCUCGCCCGAUAUUAUACCCGGCGGCGAGUGGACCUCGCGCAUCAUUCACUUGCUUAAUGACCAGCACAUGGGCGUGGUGACGGCCGCCACAUCGCUGAUUGACGCCUUGGUCAAGCGCAAUCCGGACGAGUACAAGGGCUGCGUGAAUCUGGCCGUGUCGCGGCUCUCGAGGAUCGUGACUGCUAGCUACACAGAUUUGCAGGAUUACACGUACUACUUUGUGCCGGCACCCUGGCUGUCCGUGAAGCUGCUGCGGCUGCUGCAGAACUACAAUCCGGUGACCGAGGAGGCGGGCGUUCGGGCACGCCUCAACGAGACCCUCGAGACGAUCCUCAACAAGGCGCAGGAGCCGCCCAAGAGCAAGAAGGUGCAGCAUUCGAACGCCAAGAAUGCCGUCCUGUUUGAGGCCAUCAAUCUGAUCAUUCACAGCGACAGCGAGCCCAAUCUGCUGGUGCGCGCCUGCAACCAGUUGGGCCAGUUCCUCAGCAAUCGGGAGACGAACUUGCGCUACCUGGCCCUCGAGUCGAUGUGCCAUUUGGCCACCUCGGAGUUCUCCCACGAGGAGGUCAAGAAGCACCAGGAGGUGGUCAUACUCUCCAUGAAGAUGGAGAAGGAUGUUUCCGUGCGCCAAAUGGCCGUCGAUCUGCUGUACGCCAUGUGCGAUCGCGGCAAUGCCGAGGAAAUUGUCCAGGAGAUGCUCAACUACCUGGAGACGGCCGACUACUCCAUACGCGAGGAGAUGGUGCUCAAGGUGGCCAUUCUUGCCGAGAAAUACGCCACGGAUUACACCUGGUACGUGGACGUGAUCCUCAAUCUCAUACGCAUUGCUGGCGACUAUGUGUCGGAGGAGGUCUGGUACCGCGUCAUCCAGAUCGUCAUCAAUCGCGAGGAGGUGCAGGGCUAUGCGGCCAAGACCGUGUUCGAGGCCCUGCAGGCACCGGCCUGUCACGAGAAUAUGGUCAAGGUGGGCGGCUACAUCCUGGGGGAGUUUGGCAAUCUGAUCGCCGGAGACUCGCGCUCGGCACCGCUCGUGCAGUUUAAGCUGCUGCACUCCAAGUACCAUCUGUGCUCGCCCAUGACGCGGGCCCUGCUCCUGUCCACCUACAUCAAGUUCAUCAAUCUGUUCCCGGAGAUCCGCACCAACAUCCAGGACGUGUUCAGGCAACACAGCAAUCUGCGUUCGGCCGACGCGGAGCUGCAGCAGCGUGCCAGCGAGUAUCUGCAGCUGAGCAUUGUGGCCUCCACGGAUGUGCUGGCCACUGUACUCGAGGAGAUGCCCUCGUUCCCAGAGCGCGAGAGCUCCAUUCUGGCCGUGCUCAAGAAGAAGAAGCCCGGUCGGGUGCCAGAGAACGAGAUCCGGGAGUCGAAGAGCCCCGCUCCGACCUCCGGCUCGGUCAUCCAGAACAACGUGCACGUGAACAACUCACACAGCAAACUGAACAACAGCAAUGCCAACACGGAUCUGCUCGGCCUGAGCACGCCGCCGGCCAACAACGUGGGAAGCAAUAGCAACAGCACCCUCAUCGAUGUCCUGGGCGACAUAUACGGCAGCAACAACAACUCCAGUGCCGUCUACAACACCAAGAAGUUCUUGUUCAAGAACAAUGGCGUGCUCUUCGAGAACGAGAUGCUGCAGAUUGGCGUGAAGAGCGAAUUCAGACAGAACCUGGGACGGCUGGGCCUCUUCUAUGGCAACAAGACACAGGUGCCCCUCUCGAACUUCAAUCCCGUGCUGCAAUGGUCUGCCGAGGAGACGCUCAAGCUGAACGUACAGAUGAAGGGUGUGGAGCCGACCCUGGAGGCCGGCGCACAAAUCCAACAGCUGCUCACGGCGGAGUGCAUCGAGGACUAUGCCGAUGCGCCAACCAUUGAGAUCAGUUUCCGCUACAACGGCACCCAGCAAAAGUUCAGCAUUAAGCUGCCGCUGAGCGUGAACAAGUUCUUCGAGCCAACCGAAAUGAAUGCCGAGUCCUUCUUUGCCCGAUGGAAGAACCUAAGCGGGGAACAACAGCGAUCACAGAAAGUGUUCAAGGCCGCACAGCCGCUGGAUCUGCCUGGGGCACGGAAUAAGCUGAUGGGCUUUGGCAUGCAGCUGCUCGAUUCGGUGGAUCCCAAUCCCGAUAAUAUGGUCUGUGCGGGCAUUAUACACACGCAAUCACAGCAGGUGGGCUGCCUGAUGCGACUAGAGCCGAAUAAGCAGGCACAGAUGUUCCGAUUGACUGUGCGAGCCAGCAAGGAGACGGUGACACGAGAGAUUUGCGAUCUGUUGGCAGAUCAGUUUUAAGCCACACAAUCAUGGGACAGAAGCGUUGUCCGAGGGGGGGAGAAGGAGGAGAGCUACGCUACGGCAAAAACCACUUUACAAUGCACAAUCCUAAUCACCUAGAGAAAUAUCAAAGCAGCCAGCAGCAGCUGAACGAGAUGUCGAUGCCCUUUAGUUAUGUACGCCGCCGCCACUCCCAUGACCGACCUAACUACCUACCAACCACAGCAGCACUUCUCUUCUCUUCACACGUACCUUUUGUCAGUCAGUCUUCUUCUUCAGCAGCAGCAGCAGCAAGAGGGCCUCGACUUUACCUCUUGCUGGCAGUACUCUCUUUUUGUACCCCAUGCGUAUAUUCUUUUUUGUAUAAUCCACUCCUAAGUCCUAUAUCUAUACCUAUACCUAUACCUAAACCUAAACCUGUAUCCCGAAUCACAGAAUCCGCAUCAGAAUUCUUUGUAAAUGUUAAGCUCAAAAGUUCAUAGUAGGAAAGAAAGAAACGAAAGAGACAUAAUUAGAUUAUGUUUAAAAGUGUAUGACAAACAUUAUAUAUUGUUGCAUCUUUUGGAGGCAGUAGCAAUUGGAUAUUAUAUACCAUACUAUACACACACACACACACAUUAUAUAUAAACUAUAUAUAUACAUGAACAUUCAUACAAAAA
Messenger RNA from Drosophila obscura, 4041 nucleotides. RefSeq names its product AP-2 complex subunit alpha (gene AP-2alpha). The record is from RefSeq and is a predicted model, not a curated record. Gene Ontology annotation, molecular function: clathrin-cargo adaptor activity. The transcript is spliced from 8 exons. Gene Ontology annotation, cellular component: membrane coat; AP-2 adaptor complex. Bases 587 to 3400 code for a protein of 937 amino acids. NCBI's taxonomy places the organism in Eukaryota, Metazoa, Arthropoda, Insecta, Diptera, Drosophilidae. Gene Ontology annotation, biological process: intracellular protein transport; clathrin-dependent endocytosis.